CCACAACCUGGCGCGUGGGGCGGCGAGCCAAUCCACCUGCAGUGGUCAGUCUGGGCAUUUUGCACCUUCUAAAUAGAGCGCCUGUUGGCAUGCGCGCGGUUACGUCAUCUCUCAGGAACGCAGGCAGGGGGCGGGGCCAACAGGAAAUUUAAACCGAAGCCGCGGCCGCCGCCGCUGACGCCUGGAGACUGAUAAUGUACUCGUGAAGUUGCCUUGGGCCCUCGGACGUCUGAAAUCGCUCAUGGAGCCCGCGAAUACAACGCGGAGGCCUUGAGGAAGGAAUACGGAGGCCGAGAAGGAGCCAAGAAUUUGAGGGUGCCAGAAAAGGGCGACGGCAAAUUCUCUGAGCUGCAGAGUUCUAUGGCUGAGAGUAGGCUCCGGGCUCCGGACCUAGGGACUCAGCUGGGAGUUUCCAGUUGUCUGGAAAAAUGCCAGAAGAACUCACCAAAUGCUGGGAGGCAGCCCUUCUCUGGAAAGUCCUUUUAUCUGGAUCUGCCUGCUGGCAAAAGUCUCCAGUUUUUGACGGGGGCCAUCCAGCAGCUGGGUGGGGUAAUUGAGGGUUUUCUGAGCAAAGAAGUAAGUUACAUCGUGUCUAGCCGCAGGGAGGCGAAGACAGAGAGCAGUGGGACAAGCCCCAGAGGCUGCCGCUGCCCCAGCCCCAGCGAGGUCAGAGGCCAGACACCGUCCACGGCCCAUCCAAAGGGCGGCCACACCAGGCCUUCACAGAAGCCUGCAGACUCGGUGCCUCUGAGCAGAGGGAAGGAGCUGCUGCAGAAGGCCAUCAGAAACCAGGAGAGCGGCAGCGGAGGAGGCGGCGGGAGCAGCAGCAGUCUCCUGACCAAUGCCCGCUCCUGGGGAGUGAGGAUCCUGCACGUGGACGAAAUGCUGAUGCACGUGCAGCAGCUGUCUCUUGAUGCUCUGUGUGUGAAGAAACAAGGGCCAAAGAAGAAGCCAGAGGGAGCGUGUCCAGCAGAGUCAAGAACGCGGAAAGUGGCCAAGCUGAAGGCACCGUUCCUCAAAAUCGAAGAUGAGAGCAGGAAGUUUCGUCCCUUCCACCAUCAAUUUAAGUCCUUUCCUGAAGUUUCUUUUCUGGGACCCAAAGAUGCAAGUCCCUUUGAGGCCGUGACGACCCCGGGCAGCUCGCAUCGCACCAGAGAACCCAAGGACCGCGAGCAGAGCCCACAGUCAGCCGCCCGCACCCUGCCCAGGAGGAGGAAGGGCUUCUGUGAGUGCUGCCAGGAGGCCUUCGAGGAGCUCCACGUGCAUCUCCAGAGCCCCCGGCACCAGGGCUUUGCCUUAGAAGCCCCCCCAUACGCAGAAGUCGAUCGGGUCAUCGCCCAGCUGUGCCGCAGCUCUGCCGACGCCCCACUGUGGGCCGGCCUCCCCAGGCAUCCGGGCUCCCCAACUUCAGAUGGUGAUCCUCUGCGGCCCGAGACUCUGCCUCCCAGUCAGCCCUCCCGUCCCCAGGCAACGUCUCCCAGGAGGAGAGAGGAAGACGAGCACCAGGCCCCGGGUACCCUAGAGCCAGAUGGAACAGCAGGCAGCGUGAAGCCCCCUACUGAACCCCCUGCUGAAGCUGUGGGGGCUGGCAAGAUGCCAGGACCAGUAGCCAGCUGCCAGGAGCUGGGGGGACCGAUGGAUGUCAUUGCAGACCCCCCAGGGACACCAGGGUCCACGAGCCCUGGACACCAGUGCCACCUGACAAGCUCUGGUUCUGCGGAAUUCUCGCCCAGCCCGGAUGUGGCCCCUGGUGGCCACAAGCGGAAGGUUGAAUUCCCCGGUGGCAAUCCCGAAAAGAGGUCAGGGGUGUCCCAGCCACAGGCCUCAUUCUUCGUCCUGAGAGCCAGCAGCCCUGGUGGCACCAGGACAAGCAGCAGCAGGCCUCUCCCCUCCCUUCCCCUUCCAGGCCACGAGCACAGGCCUUUGGCCUCCCUCCUCCCCUUGUGCCACCCACAGACCUGCCUCUCCCUCCCAGAGCCCUUCCCCUGGCAGGCCACAGAGAGGCCAGCAGAGUGCUGGGCCACACAGCCCCCUUGGCCUGGGGGAGGAUGGCCCCCGGGGAUCUGAGGAGUCAGAGCGUGCAGCCCCCGGCCCUGUCUGUGGCUGGCUAGCC
Molecule: messenger RNA, 2113 nt
Organism: Enhydra lutris kenyoni (northern sea otter)
Lineage: Eukaryota; Metazoa; Chordata; Mammalia; Carnivora; Mustelidae
Gene: DBF4B
Product: DBF4 zinc finger B
Exons: 15
Coding region: 361-2067 (568 amino acids)
Biological process (GO): regulation of cell cycle phase transition; positive regulation of nuclear cell cycle DNA replication
Cellular component (GO): Dbf4-dependent protein kinase complex; nucleus
Molecular function (GO): protein serine/threonine kinase activator activity; zinc ion binding; nucleic acid binding
Source: RefSeq, a predicted model, not a curated record